Messenger RNA from Globicephala melas (long-finned pilot whale), 6647 nucleotides. RefSeq names its product hydroxysteroid 17-beta dehydrogenase 6 (gene HSD17B6). Gene Ontology annotation, cellular component: intracellular membrane-bounded organelle. Gene Ontology annotation, biological process: steroid metabolic process; retinol metabolic process. The record is from RefSeq and is a predicted model, not a curated record. Gene Ontology annotation, molecular function: all-trans-retinol dehydrogenase (NAD+) activity. NCBI's taxonomy places the organism in Eukaryota, Metazoa, Chordata, Mammalia, Artiodactyla, Delphinidae.
CGAAACUGUUUUUUCUUUCUUUUUUUUAACCCACGUGACCAGUAAACAAGGGUUUAAUAGUCCCAUUAUUCCUUCUCACUUGUUACAUUUCUAAUCCUGUGGAGAACAGAGAAGAAGUAAAAUUCCAAAGGAGGUCCCCUCACCAUGUGGCUGUACCUGGCGGUCCUUGUGGGCCUGUACUACCUCCUGCGCUGGUACCGGGAGAGGCAGGUGGUGAGCCUCCUCCAGGACAAGUUCGUCUUCAUCACGGGCUGUGACUCGGGCUUCGGGAACCUGCUGGCCAGGCAGCUGCACCUGCGAGGCUUGAGGGUUCUGGCUGCGUGUCUGACGGAGCAGGGGGCCGAGCAGCUGAGGAACCAGACAUCGGACAGGUUGGAGACGGUGAUCCUGGACGUCACCAAGACUGAGAGCAUCGCUGCGGCCACUGAGUGGGUGAAGGAGCGUGUGGGGAACAGAGGGCUCUGGGGUCUGGUCAACAACGCAGGCGUUUUUCACCCGCAUGGCUACACUGAGUGGCUGAAGAUUGAGGCCUGUAUGGAUACCCUCAAAGUGAACCUCAUUGGUUUGAUAGAGGUGACCUUGAGCAUGCUUCCCUUGGUAAGGAGAGCACAGGGGAGGAUUGUCAAUGUCUCCAGCAUUCUGGGAAGAAUUGCUUUCUUUGGAGGAGUCUACUCUUGCACCAAGUAUGGAGUGCAAGCCUUUUCAGAUAUUCUGAGGCGUGAGCUUCAACAUUUCGGGGUGAAAAUCAGCAUAAUUGAACCAGGCUACUUCAGAACAGGAAUGUCAGAUUUGCAGAAGUCCUCAGAGGCAGCGAAACAAGUCUGGAAAGAAGUCCCUGUGCAUAUUAAGGAGUCCUAUGGACAGAAGUUUUUUGAUACCUAUCACGAUCUCCUGAAACAAGGGAUGUUGAGUUGUAGCACAAACCUGAACCUGGUUACUGACUGUAUGGAACAUGCCCUGACAUCUGUUCAUCCCCGCACUCGAUACUCAGCUGGCUGGGAUGCUAAAUUUUUCUUCAUCCCUCUAUCUUAUUUACCUACAUCACUGGCAGACUACAUAUUGACUAGAUCUUGGCCCAAACCAGCCCAGGCAGUCUAAAGAAAACGGGUUGGUGGCUCUUGAAAUGAAGAAGACAAAAAUCUGAAAUUGAUUGUUAGUGUCCCAAUAAUCUUUAUGUGUCAUCUAUACUUUUUGUAACAAUAAACUUUCUUGCCUAAACUCAUUUAUCUGGCACCAUCAGAGAACCAAUAGGUUUUUAUUCCAGAUAUCCAAAGCUUACACCUUUAGGUGAUAAAUCUUUACCAUUUUAACCAUCUUUUGAUGAUAGUAUUUCCAAAAUGCAUCAAUCUUCCUUGCCCUAUUAAACAGAGUAGACCAGAAACAAUUUAGCUUGUUUUGAUGUUAUUUUUUAAUGUAAAUGAAUAGCUGUUCUGUGCUGUGCUAAACUAUUGCUCAAGGACUAUUGAGAAAUGUGGAUCUGUUCAUCCUUAACUUGAAAUGGGUCUAUACUUUGGUACUUCUAGUAAAUGUUUAAUUUUGUUUUCUCCUCCCUAUUUGCCAGCUGUUUUGGGAUAUAUUUCUUCCUUAUUUAAAAAGAAAUGAUUUUUAUUUUUAUUUAUUUAUUUUUUUUGCGGUACGCGGGCCUCUCACUGUUGUGGCCUCUCCCGUUGCGGAGCACAGGCUCCGGACGCGCAGGCCCAGUGGCCAUGGCUCACGGGCCCAGCCGCUCCGCGGCAUGCGGGAUCCUCCCGGACCAGGGCACGAACCCGUGUCCCCUGCAUCGGCAGGCAGACUCUGAACUGCUGCGCCACCAGGGAAGCCCAUGAUUUUUAACUUUUAAAUCAAAAUAAUAUACACAUACAUAGUUAAAAAUUCAGUUAAUACUCAAAAGCUUAAAAAUGAAAGCACAACAAACAGUUCGCCACCUUCAUUGCUGUUCCUCAGAGGUGAAUGCUUUUGACUUUUAGCUAUUUUUUCUGGUAUUUACUGCUAUAUUUCUGAAUAAUAUACUUCAUACUGUUUUUCUUGAUUUAUUAAUUUUAGAUAUUCUCAAUUAACUUCCUGUUACGGUAAAUGAGAAUUUAGCUUUUUACACCACUUUCCUGACCAUUUCCUUUAUCCCAUAUUUCUAAUAUAAUUUUUAUCACAUUUCAGUUAAAUUAAUAGUGUUUGCAUUAUUAGCAUGUGAUUUUUUUUGUUUUUCUUGGAGUUAAUUAUUACCUUUUUUUUUCUUUUUUUUUUUUUGAGCCAUGCUGAGGCUUGUGGGAUCUCAGUUCCCUGACCAGGGAUUGAACCCAGGCCAUGGCAGUGAAAGCCUGGAAUCCUAACCACCAGAGAACUCCCUACCUUGCUUUUUUAUUUGCAUAAUUUUUUAUUCACUUUAAUUUUUUCACCUGUUUUCUCUGAUUUCAGAAUACUUUCAAUAGUAUUCUUUAGAUAGUUAAAUGGAUCAUAGAAUUAUCCAUUCCAUUUCAACUGAUCCAAUACAGGAUCACACUUUGAUUUAAUUUUCAUGUCCCUGUACUCUGAUUUAUAAUAGUUUCUUAAUGUUUUUUUAAAACUUUUUAUUUUAUAUUGGAGUAUAGCCAAUUAACAAUGUUAUGAUAGUUUCAGGUGCACAACAAAGCGACUCAGCCAUACGUAUACAUGUAUCCAUUCUCCCCCAAACUCCCCUCCCAUUCAGGCUGCUACAUAAUAUUGAGCAGAGUUCCCUGUGCCAUACAGUAGGUCCUCGUUGGUUAUCCAUUUUAAAUAUAGCAGUGUUUACAUAUUGAUCCCAAACUCCCUAACUAUCCCUUCCCCCAACCCUUCCCCCCGGUUUCCUUUGCUGUGCAAAAGCUUGUAAAUUUGAUUAGGUCCCAUUUAUUUAUUUCUGCUUUUAUUUCUAUCGCCUGGGAGACUUACCUAAGAAAACGUUGCUAUGAUUGAUGUCAGAGAAUGUUUUGCCUAUGUUCUCUUCUAGGAGUUGUAUGGUAUCAUUUAUAGUCUUUUUUUUAAAAUUACUUCAAAAUUUAUUUUUAUUUUUGGCUGCACUGGGUCUUCUUUGUUGCACGUGGGCUUUCUCUAGUUGCAGCGAGUGGGGGCUACUCUUCGUUGCAGUGUGCAGUCUUGUCAUUGCAGUGGCUCCUAGGUGCCAUUGCAGAGCACGAGCUCUAGGCGUAUGGGCUUCAGUAGUUGCAGCAUGUGGGCUCAGUUGUUGUGGCUCGCGGACUCUAGAGCGCAGGCUCAGUAGUUGUGGCUCAUGGGCCUAGCUGCUCUGCAGCAUGUGAGAUCUUCCUGGACCAGGGUUCAAACCUGUCUCCCCUGCGUUGGCAAGUGGAUUUUUAACCACUGUGCCACCAGGGAAGUCCCUAUAGUCUUAUAUUUAAGUCUUGAAGCUAUUUUGAGUUUGUUUUUGUGUAUGGUGUGAGGGAGUGUUCUAACUUCAUUGAUUUACACGCAGCUGUCCAACUUUCCCAUCACUACUUGCUGAAGAGACUGUCUUUUCUCCAUUGUAUAUUUUUGCUACCUUGUCGGAGAAUAAUUGACCAUAGGUGUGUGGGUUUAUUUCUGGGCUCUCUAUUUUGUUCCAUUGAUCCAUAUGUCUGUUUUUGUGCCAAUACCAUGCUAUUUUGAUUACUGUAGCUUUGUAGUAUUGUCUGAAGUCUGGGAGGGUUAUGCCUCCAGCUUUGUUCUUUUUUUUUAUAUAUAAAUUUAUUUAUUUUAUUUUUUGGCUGCGUUGGGUCUUCAUUGCUGCAUGCGGGCUUUCUCUAAUUGUGGCGAGUGGGGGCUACUCUUUGUUGCAGUGCACGGGCUUUUCAUAGCGGUGGUUUCUCUUGUUGCGGAGCACAGGCUCUAGGUGCGUGGGCUUCAGUAGUUGUGGCUCGCAGGCUCUAGAGUGCAGGCUCACUAGUUGUGGUGCACGGGAUUAGUUGCUCCGUGGCAUGUGGGAUCUUCCCGGACCAGGGCUUGAACCCAUGUCCCCUGUGUUGGCACGUGGAUUCUUAACUACUGCACCACCAGGGAAGCCCCACUCAGGCACUUCUUUUUAUCUAAAGUCCAUAUGUUAUCAAGAAAAUAGACAUUGGAGAUCAUCUGAAGCAUAGUGUCACCAUCAAAGUUUUGGUGACAAACUUCCAAUAGGCCUGACCCAGAUAUCUUGGAAAAGCUGUCUCAUCAGAUGUCAUCUGCUUCAAUUCCAGGAAAUCUUUACUUUUAGGUCACCAGAUGAUGUACAGGUCCAGUCAGUGUUUGGUGCUUUCUUUCUUUCUUUUUUUAAAAUAAAUUUUUACUGGAGUAUAGUUGCUUUACAAUGUUGUGUUAGUUUCUGCUAUAUAGCAAAGUGAAUCAGCUGUACGUAUACAUACAUCCCCUCUUUUUUGGAUUUCCUUCCCAUUUAGGUCACCACAGAUCACUGAGUAGAGUUCCUUGUGCUAUACAGUAGGUUCUCAUUAGUCGGUGCUUUCUUUAAGUGUGUCACAUGAAUCCAAGAGUCUUUUCCUUGGGGUUCAGUGGCACAAGGGUUGGUUAGCAGUACCUGAUAGGGGCCUCUCCAACAAGGUUGAAGAGAGUUCUUCUGGAGAUGUCUUUUGCUAUAGAUGAAAUCUACAUUUUGCAACUUGUGAUGCUUAAGGUCUUCAUCCUCCUGAGAGUCCACUGUGAAAAGACUCCUCUAACAAAACAUGGCCAUUUUUUUUUUUUUUUUUUUUUUUGCGGUACGCGGGCCUCUCACUGUUGUGGCCUCUCCCGUUGUGGAGCACAGGCUCCAGACGAGCAGGCUCAGCAGCCAUGGCUCACGGGCCCAGCCGCUCCGCGGCAUGUGGGAUCUUCCCGGACCGGGGCACGAACCCGUGUCCCCUGCAUCGGCAGGCGGACUCUCAACCACUGCGCCACCAGGGAAGCCCAACAUGGCUAUUUUUAAUAGAAACAAUUAGGCCUUUGCAAUACUGGAGCUUCUCUCCUUUUAUCAGUUGUGGGUCAAAAGAAGCAGGAGCCAAGUGUGUUUGGCAUCCUGUACUAUCUCAAAGGGUGAGACUUUAUGAGUUCCGGAAGUGGUGGAUCUGAAAUAAGAAGGACCAGUGUCAAUGCUUUUGGCUAAGGUAUUUGGAGGGCCUCUACAAAUUUUGCCAAAUAAGUCUUAAUAAUGUUGUUGGUGCAUUCAACUAAACCAGAGGAUCGAGGGUGGUAAACACAGUAAAAGUGUUGUAAAACUGGCCAAAGAGUGCAAACUUGUCAAAGUACCUGGCCAGUAAAAUAGGUUCCUCAAUCACUAUGAAGUUUGAGAAGAGUUCCCCAGGUAGGGGUAAUCUUUUCCAAAUGGAAUUUAGCCACAGAAGCGACAGUAGCCUGCUUGCAAGGGAAGGCUUCAAUGCAGUGUGAAAACAUACAGAUCAUGACUAAAACAUAUUUAUAUCCAUUAGACACAGGAAGUUGUAGGAAAUCCAUUUGCCUACAAAUGUAGGAAAAUCCAUCAAAAGAAGUUGCAGUAGCACACCUAGCACAAUAUUUGCCAUUGUCACCUUUUAAAUAAGAACCAGCAGUGAACCACAAGAAGUCAGUGUUACCUAAAGGAACUUCCUUUAGAUCAUCACAAAGAGUGAGAAGGUGAUCUGUCAGCAUUAAGAAAUUGUGAGAGGGACUUCCCUGGUGGCACAGUGGUUAAGAAUCCACCUACCAAUGCAGGGGACAAGGAUUCAAGCCCUGGUCCGGGAAGAUCCCACGUGCCGCGGAGUAACUAAGCCCGUGCGCCACAACUACUGAUCCUGCGCUGUACAGCCCACAUGCCGCAACUGCUGAAGCCCGCGUGCCUAAAGCCCAUGCUCUGCAACAAGAGAAGCCACCGCAAUGAGAAGCCUGCACACUGCAACGAAGAGUAGCCCCCGCUCGCUGCAACUAGAGAACACCCAGCAACGAAGACCCAAGGCAGCCAAAAAUAAAAUAUAAGUAAAUAGAUAAAUUAAAAAAAAAAAAGAAAUUGUGAGGGACUUUGUUGGCAAUGGAGGGGAGAAGAGUAGCAGGGUUAAUGGGUGAAGGGGGAUGAAAACAUACAAACUUCCAAUUCUAAAAUACAUAAGUCAUGGGGAUAUAAUACAUAGCAUGGCAACUAUAUUAAUACUGUAUUGCCUAUUGAAAUUUGCUAAGAGUAAAUCUUUAAAGUUCUCAUGACGAGAGAAAAAUUCUGUAACUGUGUGGUGAUGGAUGUUAACUAGACUUAUUGUGGUGAUCAUUUCACAAUAUAUACAAAUAUGGAAUCAUUAUGUAUGUUGUACAACUGAAACUAUUAUAAUGUUGUAUGUCAAUUAUACCUCAAUUUAAAAAAAAAGAAUAAUAAGUAUAAAUUGAGUUCUGCUGAUAUGUGGACAUGGGGGUGUUUUUAAUUCUUCCCUGAGAGUCAUUAAAUUUGUAUAAUUUUUAUUGAAACAACAACAACAAAAUGAGUAGCAGGGUUAAGAUUACUACAACAUAAAAGAAUAAUGUGAGGGGCGGUUAACAAAAAGACUUCAUAAGAGUUGUGGUGGCUGACUGAGAAAUGUUUUGUGUGGUGAGAGUUCAGGAGAGCUUCUACUGUAUUAGGUACAAAAAUGGUUAAAGGGGAUCCCAUAAUGAUUUUUCUGAUAGUCUUAACCAAAAGGGCAGUGACUGUAGCGGCUCUAGGGCAAGGGGGUAGG